AUGUCAGCCUUCUGCAGCAGACUCGUCGGUAAAGUAAACAGAACUUUUAAUAUACAGAAUGGAUGUAUACGCCAUCUGUCCGUCUCCUCUCCAUGCUUUGUUGGAGAACAAGCCAAGAUGUUUCCAAUUGUUAAAACCCCAAUACUCCCUGAAGGCUCAUUUAAAGGAAAGACGGUCUUCAUAACAGGAGGAGGCACUGGUCUGGGAAAAGGGAUGACAACAAUGCUGGCUCGACUGGGAGCAAAAGUUGUCAUUACCAGUCGAAGGAUAGAUGUACUCGAAAACACUGCAGCUGAAAUUAGUAAGGAAACAGGAAGUAAGGUGCUUGCCGUGGCUGCUGAUGUGAGAAAACCUGAGACUGUGGAAAAGGCAGUUGACCAAUGUGUAAAAGCGUUUGGUCUACCAAAUGUUGUUAUCAACAACGCUGCAGGAAAUUUCAUAUCACCAUCAGAAAGACUUUCUCCUAAUGCUUGGAAAACCAUCACAGACAUUGUACUAAACGGCUCGGCCUAUGUCACUCUGAAUAUUGGCAAGCGCCUUAUAGCUGCAGGACAGGGUGCUGCCUUCCUUGCUAUCACUACCAUAUACGCAGAGAGUGGAUCAGCUUAUGUUUCUCCCAGUGCUGCAGCCAAGGCAGGAGUUGAAGCCAUGACAAAGUCUUUAGCUUCCGAGUGGGGAAAAUAUGGAAUAAGGUUGAACUGCAUUGCCCCAGGACCUAUGAACACUGUGGAUGCAUUUAGCCGCCUUGACCCCACUGGUCAGUUUAUAGAUAGUAAGAAGGAAGUGUUGCCAGUUGGGCGCCUUGGAGAGGUUGAGGAGUUAUCUAACCUGGCUAGCUACCUUGUCAGCGACUAUGCAAGCUGGGUAACAGGGGAGGUUGUUCGCUUUGAUGGCGGAAAAUAUGUUGGUAGAGCAGGAUCGUUUAAUGAACUCCACCAGGUAACUAAGGAGCAGUGGGACAUCCAUGAAGAAAUGAUUCGUAAAACCAAGGGCCCUUGA
This is a messenger RNA of Ylistrum balloti, 999 nucleotides long. RefSeq names its product 2,4-dienoyl-CoA reductase [(3E)-enoyl-CoA-producing], mitochondrial-like. Gene Ontology annotation, cellular component: mitochondrion. Gene Ontology annotation, molecular function: 2,4-dienoyl-CoA reductase (NADPH) activity. The coding region runs from base 1 to 999 and encodes 332 amino acids. Gene Ontology annotation, biological process: fatty acid beta-oxidation. Lineage: Eukaryota; Metazoa; Mollusca; Bivalvia; Pectinida; Pectinidae. The transcript has 8 exons. The record is from RefSeq and is a predicted model, not a curated record.